Molecule: messenger RNA, 1282 nt
Organism: Triticum aestivum (bread wheat)
Lineage: Eukaryota; Viridiplantae; Streptophyta; Magnoliopsida; Poales; Poaceae
Exons: 2
Coding region: 1-1173 (390 amino acids)
Molecular function (GO): protein binding
Source: RefSeq, a predicted model, not a curated record
AUGGCAUCGCCGUCACCGUGGCCUGAAAAGCUCCUCGGUCCCAUCAUCGCCGGCCUCCGCGCAACGUGCCGUUCGUGCCCCAGCGUUCCAUCGCCGCCGCCGUGGUCCGAACUCCCACUGGACCUCCUAGGCCUCAUCGUCGCCGAGCUCCCAGACCCGGCCGACCGCGCCCACUUCAGCUCCGUGUGCCGUUCCUGGCGCUCGGCCCCCUACCCCGACACACGGCAGCUACCCGUCGACCGCCUACCAAUAUCGUCACCCCCGACCUCCCAACGCCAGCCACCACCAUGGCGCCAUAUCUGGCGCUCGGUCUUCUCCCGGCGGCGGCAACAUCCGUGGGUCGUGCUCCCGGGCGGCUUCUUCCUCGAAGACCUCCCUCCGCAGUUGUCCGACGUCUGGCCGGAACCGACCGCCUCCUUCCCCGAGAACCUGCGGUGCGUCGGCUCCACCGGCAGCUGGCUCGCCCUCGACCGCACGGACGGCGAGGGAAGGCAUGCCUACUUCUUGCACGAUCCUUUCUCUAGGGCAACCGUGCCGCUCCCGGAGCUGGACGCCGUCGUCGGCGACGUCUCCGAGUUGUUCACGAUCCGCAAGGUGCUCAUGCGGUCGACCCCUGAUGACCUCAUCGUGGUUAUGACCAACAACAGGGAUCUCCCUAUAUUUUCAGUGCAGCGAGGGAAAGGUGUGUUGUUACCACAGCCGGAAACAGCUCCCGUGGACUUGGGCACCGUCGUCGACAUUGCCUUUCUUCGAGAUAAACUCUACGGACUCACCAUGGAUGGACUUGUGUCCCUCCCCAUCACCUUCGACGAUGUCCACGACAUACCCAUGGCUACUAGUAUUGAGCAGAUCAUAUGGAGCAACAUUGAUUAUGACGAUGUAGCAGGCAAUGAUGAGGACGAGGACGAGGACAACACAGACGAUGAGGGUGCCAAGCAAAACAUUGGUGAGGUUGAGAAUGAUAAUGACGAGCUUCGUCUUAGCGAAGAGGAUAAAGCCGAACGGCGUAAUCACAUCAAAUUGAUGUUAAAAGCUAGGGACGGCAAGGUAGGCCCCGGCUUCCGGUGUGAAGCCGACUAUAUGAUCUUUCGGUACUUGGUCGAGUCAUGUGGGAAGCUUUUCAUGGUGAUUCGAGAAGCGGAUAGCGCGAGAUUCACUUACAAGCACUACUAAAAAUCCCCGGAUUUCCGACGGUGAAAUUUAAUAGCCGAGGGGCCGUCGACUAUUUUAAUAAUAACCGACGGUUAUCCUCUACUCAUAGUUAUAACUAGCUAUAACCGAC